Molecule: messenger RNA, 1484 nt
Organism: Peromyscus maniculatus bairdii (prairie deer mouse)
Lineage: Eukaryota; Metazoa; Chordata; Mammalia; Rodentia; Cricetidae
Source: RefSeq, a predicted model, not a curated record
GGUGGAACGUGGGCGCGAGGAGCCAGGUGCUGAGUACGAAGGCAAGGGCGCCGAGACUGGGUCCAGGCAGCCGAGCCAGGCCACAAACAUCAUGUGAAUGGGCCGGAAGGCUCCCAGGCUGGGCAGGGAACAUGGGCUGUGGCUGCAGCUCAAACCCUGAAGAUGACUGGAUGGAGAACAUUGACGUGUGUGAAAACUGCCAUUAUCCCAUAGUACCACUGGACAGCAAGACUACGCUGCCCAUCCGAAACGGCUCUGAAGUUCGGGACCCACUGGUCACCUAUGAGGGCUCCAUCCCACCAGCCUCCCCUCUACAAGACAACCUGGUUAUCGCCCUGCACAGCUAUGAGCCCUCCCAUGAUGGAGACCUGGGCUUUGAGAAGGGUGAACAGCUCCGAAUCCUGGAGCAGAGCGGUGAGUGGUGGAAGGCUCAGUCUCUGACCACCGGCCAAGAAGGCUUCAUCCCCUUCAACUUCGUGGCGAAAGCAAACAGCCUGGAGCCUGAACCCUGGUUCUUCAAGAAUCUGAGCCGUAAGGACGCGGAGCGGCAGCUUUUGGCGCCCGGGAACACGCACGGAUCCUUCCUGAUCCGGGAAAGUGAAAGCACCGCGGGAUCUUUUUCCCUGUCGGUCAGAGACUUCGACCAGAACCAGGGAGAAGUGGUGAAACAUUACAAGAUCCGUAACCUAGACAACGGUGGCUUCUACAUCUCCCCUCGUAUCACUUUUCCCGGACUGCACGAACUGGUCCGCCAUUACACCAACGCUUCUGAUGGGCUGUGCACAAAGUUGAGCCGACCUUGCCAGACCCAGAAGCCCCAGAAGCCAUGGUGGGAGGACGAAUGGGAGGUUCCCAGGGAGACACUGAAGUUGGUUGAGCGGCUGGGAGCUGGCCAGUUCGGCGAAGUGUGGAUGGGAUACUACAACGGGCACACGAAGGUGGCCGUGAAGAGCCUGAAGCAGGGGAGCAUGUCGCCCGAUGCCUUCCUGGCUGAAGCUAACCUCAUGAAGCAGCUGCAGCACCAGCGGCUGGUCCGGCUUUAUGCAGUGGUCACCCAGGAGCCCAUCUACAUCAUCACUGAAUACAUGGAGAACGGGAGCCUUGUAGAUUUUCUCAAGACUCCCUCGGGCAUCAAGUUGAACAUCAACAAACUUUUGGACAUGGCAGCCCAGAUUGCGGAGGGCAUGGCAUUCAUUGAAGAGCAGAAUUACAUCCAUCGUGACCUGCGUGCUGCCAACAUCCUGGUGUCCGACACACUGAGCUGCAAGAUUGCGGACUUUGGCCUCGCCCGCCUCAUCGAGGACAAUGAAUACACAGCCAGGGAGGGGGCCAAAUUUCCCAUUAAGUGGACAGCACCAGAAGCCAUUAACUAUGGGACCUUCACCAUCAAGUCAGAUGUGUGGUCUUUCGGGAUCCUGCUGACAGAGAUUGUCACCCAUGGCCGAAUCCCUUACCCAGGUGAGUGUGAAGGGAAGGAACUCUAA